UUAAGUAUGACGCCCAUCAAUUUAGUUUUCGUAACUUUGGCAAUGCUAGACGUAUUUUUCCAUACCCACGGGGACUAUCUAGUUUGCAAACCUGUUAACGAAAUGUUUGAAAACAUAGAAAUAAAUGCAACUCGCACCAGUGCUGGUCGUGUUUCUGUUGGGAGACCAGGUAAGCGUGGACCGCCCGGUCGAACCGGGCCACAAGGUAUUCCAGGCGUGGUCGAUUGGUUGGAAAUUGACCGAAGAAUUCAGAUGGCAGUGACAAGUUAUUUGAGAAGCAACCCUACAUCAUCAAUAAUAACAAAUGCCAUAAGCACCACUUCUGCAACAACACGAACAGCAGUAACAAUCGCAACAACACAAACUACCGAUGAGUGUGAAGGUGUAACUUUUGAACGUUGGUGUGUUUGGAUGCCGCAACACGGUGUCACACGAAAAAAUCAAGCAAUCUCUGUGUGCAAUAACGCCGGUGGAAGUUUAGUGGAGAUAAUAAACAAUGCCAUGUAUGACGUCAUUUAUGAUUACGUUAACAGAACCUACGUCACAUCAAAUAAUUUCGUUCAAACCUGGACAGGCAUGAUGUACCAGGAAAGGCGACUAGAAGGAAUCAAUCAGGCGGUGAGCUUAAGAAACGUGUGGUAUCCUGGAGCACCAGUCAACAGCAGAGAACAGUGGAAUCAUAUAUUACUGAUUGUCGGUCUACUGCCAUCGCGUGGAAGAAUGCAUGGUUUGCGUAAUGGGCUGGACUCGUGGCCGGGCGUUCCUCUAUGUGCAAAGCAGAUCAGCCCUCUAUAAUUAUGAUGUGAGUGUUAUCAGGACUUUCUUGAUUUAUCUUCUUCAUCACACUUAAGCUAAUAAACAUUGUACGUCAUUUUUAAUUACGGAACUUUGUUUAUUUUACUCUUCUUGUAUUUGUUAAACACAUCACACACACAUAGUUAGUAGCUAUUAUAUACGGAAAUAAAAUAUAUCUACAAAAGAAAACAGGCUCGGAUCACGUUAAUUGCACCAUCAUCCUUUUUACAACGAAGUGCACAAAACCUAGAGUUAGUUACUCUAACUAUACCAAGGCAGUCGUCAGUUUGAACACAAGUGGUUGUUAGUUGAGAAGAAAAACAAAGAAGUUCAAACUGGGAAAAUUGUUCAAAAAAUUAGCGUUUUUAUCAGAAUCCUCAACUAGAAAUAAAAAGACCAUCCGGGAUACUUGUGCAUAGAAAGGAAUGCAACUAUUUGUUAAAUUAAACAAAGGUUUGAAUACUUUGUACUGAUUUAACAACUUACACAGAAAAAAGGUUUUAAAAACAGCUUGGCUAUCUAUUCUUAAUGGAACACACGAAAAAUAUGUAAAUGCUGCUUCAAGUGAUUAUAUCUAACGGCUGUGAAAUUAUUUAAUUUUGUAAGUGACGAUGACAAUAAGCUAAGGCAAUGUAAGUGCGGGAUAAUAAACUGUGCAUAUUUAUCUGAAUGUUUAAUUUAGAACAUGUUGAUACAACUUUUUUAACAUGGUUCAAUGUAUAA
Ciona intestinalis (vase tunicate) is the source of this 1518-nucleotide messenger RNA. The record is from RefSeq and is a predicted model, not a curated record. NCBI's taxonomy places the organism in Eukaryota, Metazoa, Chordata, Ascidiacea, Phlebobranchia, Cionidae.